Lathyrus sativus (Indian pea) is the source of this 912-nucleotide messenger RNA. The record is from the annotation of a GenBank genome assembly. Lineage: Eukaryota; Viridiplantae; Streptophyta; Magnoliopsida; Fabales; Fabaceae.
AUGGCUUUGGAAACUAUUAUCUAUGACACCAUUUCUGCAACUCCAUUUAGUAGUACUAGUUCUUAUCAUCAUGAUACAAUAGAGUCUUGUUGUUUCUUGGAAAAUGCAAUGAGCUAUGAGCAGCAACAAUAUCAUGAAGGUGUAAUAUUUGAUCAGAAUAACAGAAAAAGAGAGUUUAUGGAGCAAGAUGAAACAAUGAGUAGUCAUCAAGUUGUGGAAGGGAGGAAGAAGAGGAGAAGGAAGCCAAGAGUUUGUAAGAAUAAAGAAGAAGCUGAGACUCAGAGAAUCACACACAUUACGGUUGAGAGAAACCGUCGAAAACAAAUGAAUGAACAUCUCGCUGUUCUUCGGUCACUCAUGCCUGAAUCCUAUGUUCAAAGGGGUGACCAAGCCUCAAUAGUUGGUGGAGCCAUAGAGUUUGUGAAGGAACUAGAACAUAUUUUGCAAUCACUUGAAGCAAGAAAGCUACAACUCUUCCAACAAGAAUUAGCAUUACAACAAAACAACAUUGAAGAAACAUCCAAUGUUUCAAAGCUCAAUAAUAUGAAACCACCAUUUGCACAAUUUUUUGUGUAUCCUCAAUACACAUGGUCUCAAACUACUAAUAACAAAUACACAUCCAAAACCAAAGCUGCCAUAGCCGAUAUCGAGGUUACGUUAAUCGAGACUCAUGCAAAUCUUAGAAUUCUCACUAAAACAAGACCAGGACAGUUAACUAAAUUGGUUGCUGGUUUUCAAACACUCUUUCUCUCCAUUCUUCAUCUCAAUGUCACUACCAUACAACCUUUGGUUUUCUACUCUAUCAGUGCCAAGGUUGAAGAAGGGUUUCAACUUGGUUCAGUAGAUGGCAUUGCAACAGCAGUUCAUCAUUUACUUGGAAGAAUUGAGGAAGAAGCCUCACUAUGCUGUUAA